This is a messenger RNA of Cherax quadricarinatus, 1346 nucleotides long. Lineage: Eukaryota; Metazoa; Arthropoda; Malacostraca; Decapoda; Parastacidae. The record is from RefSeq and is a predicted model, not a curated record.
GAACAAAUCCCUCUACUAUCACCUCCCUGGUCCGAACCCGGGACUGGUUUCAAACAGUUUCGUUGGACAAUAAAGCAGACUGUAAACGGAUGGGGUUGUAGGCGCCCUUAUAAACACAAACAUUAAAAAUCAGGAACGUGACGGGAAUGUUACAACCAGUGUCCACUGAUUACCAACCACAAGCAACAUCCUGCCUGGUCCCACUGACCACAGGCAACAUCUUGGUCAGUCCCACUGACCACAGGUAACAUCCUGUCUAGUGCCAUUGCUGGGCCACUGACCACAGGCAACAUCCUGUCUAGUGCCACUGCUGGGCCACUGACCACAGGCAACAUCUUGACCAGUCCCACUGCUGGACCACUGACCACAGGCAGCAUCACACUCGGCUCCACUGACAGCAAAGUUUCACCCACAGACCAUUGAGGAUGGAUAAUAAUGACAAGCCAGAGGAGUGUAAAGUGUGUUUCAAUGAAUAUGAUGAAGAUCUACAGAGGCCACGCACUCUACCAUGUGGCCACACAUUCUGCUCACAAUGUAUUGAAGAUACAAUAAAGAACGUUCAACUAACCUGUCCUGGCUGCCGUGCGCAGCACACUGCUACAGCUGCUAGUCACUUCCCAGUUAACUACAUUGUGGAAGCUUUAAUAAAGAAACUCAAGGCUGAACAGCAUAAGUCAGUGGGAAUAGUACCAACAAAACAUAGUCAACUUUUUAUAUAUUCAUUCAUUCUUCUAAUUUUCAUUGUCAUUUACACUGUACUGUCUGCAUACAUUUUACCAAAUGAGACUGGAGCUUCAGUACACACCUGCAUUUGCAGUCUUUCCAAGAAGACAGAUGACAAACAGGCCUCUUCUUUCCUGCUGGUUGAAGAGGGGCAUCAUGACCAUCCAAAAGGUGUCAGUAAGAAGUUAGGGUCUAUAGUGCAGGAUCAGAAGAGUAGUAUCAAUAACAUUAUAACUGAGUGUGAAGAUGUAUUGUCCCAGCUGGAACAAUACCAAGGGCAAGUGAGGGAGUGGAAGACCCAGCACCACCAACUGCACGACAGACUCUAUGAUCUGCUGGAGCAGAACAAGGCAGCAUUGGAGCUCCUGAAAGAAGAAGAUACUAGAGUGACAAAUAUGACCACAGAAGGAGAGGCAGGAAAGAAGGAGCUACAGGUCAUGCUAAAGUGCUUGGGUACCGUCAACACUGGACAGGAGGCCGUUAUAUCCAUCGACGAAGCUGAUCAGUGCAACAUGGAGGUAGAGGAUUGGCUACAAAAAUGUCAAAAACUUUUCCCAGAUGUCAACACUGUCCAUACAUCAAUUAAGGUACGUUGCUACAUGCCUUGAAUGUAAAAUUUAAUA